UCUCUAGUACUUCAUAACAAACCCUUAUCUUCAACUCCAUCUUUCCCUAUCAAAGCCUUUUCCCCCCUCUCUAACAUAUAAAUAUGUUUACAACUGACAGCUCUUCCUCCAGCACUUCAUUGCCAAAUUUAGAUGUCUCUUAUGGGACGUCCUUUUUCAACGAGGAGGGGCGGUUAGCCGAGAGUACCCCGAAGAAGCGUUCAGGGAGGAAGAAGUUCCAGGAAACUCGCCACCCGGUGUAUAGAGGUGUUAGGAAGAGAAACAAUGACAAAUGGGUGUGUGAAAUGAGGGAACCUAACAAGAAGAGUAAGAUCUGGCUAGGCACGUUUCCAACGGCCGAGAUGGCAGCCCGUGCCCACGAUGUUGCUGCUAUGGCAUUAAGGGGCCGCUAUGCAUGUCUCAAUUUUGCAGACUCGGCAUGGCGGCUUCCUAAACCUGCUACCACUGAAGCAAAAGAUAUACAAAAGGCGGCCGCAGAAGCGGCCGAAGCUUUCAGGCCAGACCAAACUUUAAUGACCAAUGACAUUGAGGCUGUAGCUGACUCCGCCACAGAGGAGCUAGGUAAGCUUUGUAUGGAAGAGAAAGAAGAAGAAGCUAUGGACAUGCCAGACAUGUGGAGGAAUAUGGCGCUAAUGUCCCCUACACAUAGCUUUGGGUAUAAUGAGUAUGAAGAUACUAAUGUACAAGAUUUUCAAGAUGAAGAUGAAGAGGUAUCACUAUGGACUUAUUAA
Molecule: messenger RNA, 731 nt
Organism: Vicia villosa (hairy vetch)
Lineage: Eukaryota; Viridiplantae; Streptophyta; Magnoliopsida; Fabales; Fabaceae
Product: dehydration-responsive element-binding protein 1D-like
Exons: 1
Coding region: 84-731 (215 amino acids)
Biological process (GO): regulation of DNA-templated transcription
Molecular function (GO): DNA-binding transcription factor activity; DNA binding
Source: RefSeq, a predicted model, not a curated record